Messenger RNA from Rotaria socialis, 2391 nucleotides. The record is from the annotation of a GenBank genome assembly. Lineage: Eukaryota; Metazoa; Rotifera; Eurotatoria; Philodinida; Philodinidae.
AUGCUGAUAAAAUUUCUUUUAAUUAAUUUGCUAUUUUUUAUUGUAUUCAUAAUUCAUGUCAUCAGUAGUAUAGAACAAUGCAAUUCAAAAGAAACAUGUUCACCAUGCCUUUCAUUGUCAAAUCAAUGUGCUUGGUGUACUCAAAAUUCAACUGAUAUUUCAACACGUAAUGGAUCAUUUUUCCAUUGUGAUACUAUUGAUAAUUUACAAUUAACAUGUCCAGAUCAUUUAAUAUCAUUUAAAAGUUAUCAUUAUGUUUUACAAAAUGAUUCACUUUCAAAUGCCAUUAACAGUACGUCGCAAGCGGUUCAAUUAUCGCCUCAAGCUGUUCAUGUUGUAUUAAGAAUAAAUGAUUCAGAAAAAAUUCCGAUACAUUUUCGUCAAGCUGAAGACUAUCCUGUAGAUUUAUAUUUUCUGAUGGAUUUAUCACAUUCAAUGCUUGAUGAUAAAGAAAAAUUGAGCCAUCUUGGCAGUAUAUUAGCCACAAAAAUGCAAUCUAUAACAAAAAAUUUCCGUCUUGGUUUUGGUUCAUUUGUUGAUAAAAAUGUUCCACCAUUCGUCCAACCAGCACCGAAUACAGUUGAACGUCCGUGUCCAACAAGUUAUAAUGGUCCAUGUGUUAAAGCUUAUGGAUUCAAACAUCACAUGAGUUUAUCCGAUAAUGUUACUGAAUUUGAAUAUCAAGUACGAGAAGCUCCAGUUUCGGGAAAUAUUGAUGCACCCGAAGGUGGACUCGAUGCUGUUAUGCAAGCUAUUGUUUGUGAUGAUGUUAUUGGUUGGCGAAACAAUUCUCGAAAAUUGAUUGUUUUUUCAACUGAUGCUGGUUUUCAUUAUGCAGGCGACGGACGAUUAGCAGGCAUUAUUGAACCGAAUGAUGGUGAAUGUCAUAUGGUUAAUAAUGAAUAUACACAUAGCGAUAAACAAGAUUAUCCAUCCAUUGGUCAAAUAAGUGCGAAAUUGAGUGAAAAAAAUGUGAAUAUUAUAUUUGCUGUAACACAAUCUCAAUUAGCUCUCUAUCAAACACUUACCGAGUUGAUUGACGGAGCAGUUGUUGGUGAAUUAAAACAAGAUUCAAGUAAUAUUGUUAAUCUAAUAAGUCAAAACUAUAAGAAAAUCUCAUCAUCUGUUAUGAUGAUGAUUUCCAAUGAUUUAUCUGAUGGUUUAACAGUGAAAUUUACACCCGAUUGUCAAGAAAGUAAACGUAAUAAACCUGAAUGUACUGUUAGUGUUGGUGGUGUUCUCAAUUUUGAAGUGGAAAUUCUUGCAACAAAAUGUAUUAACAAUGGUACAGCAACUACCUUUUCAAUCUAUACUCAUGGACUGAAUGAUAAAAUGCGUAUAACUGUUCAAACGAAUUGUUCAUGUUUCUGCUCAAAAGUUCCACGUCAAAUAAAUAGUCCAAAAUGCUCAAAUCAUGGUACAUAUGAAUGUGGCGUAUGUACAUGUGCGAAAGGUUUCUAUGGACGUGAAUGUGAAUGUGAUACAGCAUCGCCAACAGUUGAAUCAAAAAUUGAACGAUGCAAAAAGCCGGGUUCGUCAGAUAUUUGCUCUGGCAGAGGACAAUGUGCUUGUGGGCGAUGUAAAUGUGAAACAACAACAAUUGAAGCUGGUCAACGCAUUUAUGGUGAUUAUUGUGAAUGUGAUGAUUUUUCAUGUCCAAGAAAAAAUGAUCUUGUUUGCUCGGGACAGGGUCAUGGUAUAUGUGGUUGUGAUAAACGAUGCAAAUGUCAAGAAGGUUGGACCGGAGACGAUUGCUCAUGUACAACAAAGACGGAUAGUUGUCUUGUCAAUAAUACUAUUUGCAAUAAUCAAGGCAUUUGUGAAUGUGGCAGAUGUAAAUGUAACAAAGAUUCUGGAUAUUUAGGUCCAACAUGUGAAGACUGUCCUACUUGUGAACAUCGAUGUGCUGCUACAAAAGAUUGCGUUCUUUGUAAAAUAUUUGAUAGCGGACCACUAACAAAUGAACAAUGUGAUCGAUGUUCAUAUCGCUUUGACACUGUUGAUGAUGCACGAAAAGAUGUUAAUUAUCGUUUAUGUCAAUUUGAUGAUGAACAAGAUCAAUGUCGAUUUUUCUAUACGUAUCAUAACGAAAAUGAUCAACUUGUACUGCGAGUACAAAAAACAAAAAGUUGUCGACGUGUUUUAUCAGUUCGUUCAACAAUAAUUAUUAUUGUUACAAGUAUAUUAGCAUUUGGCUUAUUUUGUUUAAUGAUAUGGCGUAUGUUAGCAACACUACAUGAUAGACGAGAAUUUGCUAAAUUUGAACAAGAACGUGAAAAAGCUAAAUGGGAAACUGAUGUUAAUCCAUUAUAUCGACAAGCGACUGUUAAAUAUCAAAAUCCUACUUACCGUGGUUACAAAGUAGCUGCUGCAUUAGAUAGCAAUCAUUGA